This is a messenger RNA of Folsomia candida, 1250 nucleotides long. Its product is annotated as RNA-binding protein 42. Gene Ontology annotation, molecular function: mRNA binding. The record is from RefSeq and is a predicted model, not a curated record. NCBI's taxonomy places the organism in Eukaryota, Metazoa, Arthropoda, Collembola, Entomobryomorpha, Isotomidae. The coding region runs from base 231 to 1172 and encodes 313 amino acids. The transcript is spliced from 5 exons.
GAAUUCUGAGCCUGUCCGCCAAUCCAACUAUCUCAGCGGAAUACGGCGGUGGAUGCACAACUCGAUAUUUUCACUCACGUUAAAAAACUUCAAAUUCAAGUGAUCCCCAAAAACUCAAAAUAUAAAUUUUUGCCAAGGAUUUUUUUAACAACUUCAUAAUAACAUAAAUAAAUUUGCAAUAAAUAAAAUAAAUAUUCUUGCUUUCUUGGUUUUGGACUCGACAAACGACAAUGGGAGACCCGUACAACCACCAAAAGAAGAUGAUCGAAUCGGAAAUGGACCGAUUUGAGCAGGAAAUUUCCUCCUUGGCACCCACAACAAUGGCGAGAUCGUUCAUUCCUGCCCAGUUACGUCGACCCAUGGGUCACGGGCAUUCAAAUCCAAUGCCCCCUGGAACGGGCUCUUCUCACCACCAUCACAAUAUUCCUCCACCCCCACCAUCGCAAUUGGUUGUUAAGCCUUCUCCAGUCAUUAUCAGUGGGGCCCCUCAAGUUUAUAAUGCUAAUGCGAAACCACUCCCACCUUCAGGAGUAAAAUCUCAAGAAACAAUAGCUGCAACGCCGCAAUUGGGGAAUAAGGAACAAGCCGCAUCGUCGAGCAGUUCCGUUGGAGUUAUUUCAAAGGCACCAUCCCUUCCCGGAUCAUCAUCCUCCUCUGCUGCAGCUGCGGGCCCAUCUGUGGUUAAAGUACUAGAAAAUCCGAAACCAUCCAUGAUAUCUUCUGCCAUGGAUGGGGAAAAGAAGAAACCAAAGAAGAAAAAGAAAAAAGAUGAUAAGGAUAGGAAACCCAAGAAAGCCCUUCGAUCUGCUGGUGGACAAGUUUGGGAAGAUUUGACACUACAAGAUUGGGAUCCAAAUGGAUUCCGCCUGUUUUGCGGAGAUUUAGGAAACGAUGUAACUGACGAGGUUUUAACUCGAGUCUUCGGACGUUAUCCUUCUUUCCAGAAAGCAAAGGUUGUACGGGAUAAACGGAGUAACAAAACGAAAGGAUUCGGCUUUGUGUCUUUUAAGGAUCCAAAUGACUUUGUCAGAGCUAUAAAGGAACUAGACGGUCGAUAUGUUGGAAGCAGGCCAAUCAAGCUUCGUAAAUCAAAUUGGAAGAACAGAAAUAUUGAAGAAGCACGCAAAAAGGAAAAGGAAAGGAACCAACUUUUAUCAAAUAUACGAAAAUAAGUUUUUUUACCAUUACUAAGCUAAGUGUUGUCUAUUAUUAGAAUAAUAGUUGAUAGUAAAGUUACUCAUUCAAAUCGA